Wasmannia auropunctata (little fire ant) is the source of this 1151-nucleotide messenger RNA. RefSeq names its product glucose dehydrogenase [FAD, quinone]-like. NCBI's taxonomy places the organism in Eukaryota, Metazoa, Arthropoda, Insecta, Hymenoptera, Formicidae. Gene Ontology annotation, molecular function: flavin adenine dinucleotide binding; oxidoreductase activity, acting on CH-OH group of donors. The record is from RefSeq and is a predicted model, not a curated record. The annotation marks the transcript as partial. The transcript has 2 exons.
CACGUGUUUGCAAGCAAAGAAGUAAUUCUGUGCGCGGGUGCUAUCGGAUCGCCGCAAUUGUUGAUGCUAUCCGGUAUUGGACCAGCAAAACACCUAACUGAAUUGAACAUUAACGUCAUUCACAACGCACCAGUUGGCGAAAACCUUAUGGACCAUGCAGCCUUCUUUGGCAUGACGUGGACAAUAAACAGACCGAUAGAUAUAAAAGAUUAUAUAAUAAUGAAUCCCAUUAAUUCAUACGUGACAGAAUAUUUAAUAAAUCGAACCGGACCUUUUACGAUUCCGGGAGCGGUUGAGGCUCUCGGUUUUGUCAACACAAAAAAUCCAGAAAAACGUAACGAUUUACCAGAUAUCGAAUUACUUUUUCUUAGUGUAACAUUGAAAGAUAUAUUUUCACCGAGGCUAUUCAAUUUGAAGGACUCAGUAUAUCAGGAAUGGGUCAAGUACGGUAACGUUAAUGGCUGGACUGUUGUGCCAAUAUUGUUGAAACCAAAAAGUCGUGGUAGAUUAACGUUGUUAGCUAACGACGUUAAUAUUAAACCAGAAAUCGUACCGAACUAUUAUGAUGAUCCAGACGACGUCAGGACAAUGAUAGCCGGCAUUAGAACUGCGUUAAGAGUUGGUCGAACAAAGGCAAUGCGUGCGUUCGAUUCUCAAUUAUUAAAUAUUACUUACAUAGAAUGCAAAAAUUACGAGUAUGAUUCCGAUGCUUAUUGGGAAUGCAUGAUAAGGCUAUUAUCUUCCACACUCUAUCACGCUUCCGGCACUUGUAAAAUGGGAUCUCGUGAAGACCCGACUGCUGUCGUGGAUCCCAAAUUAAAGGUGAUCGGUGUUCAGGGAUUACGAGUAGUAGAUGCAUCUAUCAUGCCCGAAAUUAUAUCAGCGCAUACAAAUAUACCUGUUUAUAUGAUUGCCGAGAAAGCCGCUGAUAUGAUAAAAAAAGAAUGGAAUUUCUUGGAAAAAUCAUAAUAAUAAUAAUAAUAAACUUUUAUGAGAGAAGUAAUACAUCAUAUUAUUAUAUUUUAACUAGCACUUUGUCAUGACGACAAUUCUAAGUGCAUAUGUGGCAUUUGCUGAAUGUUUUUUAAAAGCAAUUAUAUUUAAAUAGAAAAUAAAGUAUUAAUUAAUUUAUAUUUUAUAUGUGAAAUGUA